This is a messenger RNA of Durio zibethinus, 2614 nucleotides long. The record is from RefSeq and is a predicted model, not a curated record. Lineage: Eukaryota; Viridiplantae; Streptophyta; Magnoliopsida; Malvales; Malvaceae.
UUGGGUAUUUUACGCAAAAAGUAACGACGAAAAACGCGAAGAAGAACGUUCUUUGUUCUGUUGUUGGCUCACAAGGUACGUCUUCAAGCAGCUUCUUCCUCCUCUGUUUCCUAAAUGUACCCAAAGACACAACCUUAAAGAACAGAACCCUAAAAAGCAACGAAAUUUCCGAGGAUGGCCGGUCCGAACCCGCCAAAACAACCGUCAUCCUCCUCUAACAACCACCGCAAAUCCCGCUGGGAAUCUUCCUCUUCCACUGCCAACAAAAACCCCUCCUCCACCACCGCUGAGCCCAAAUCCUCCACCAAGCCCAAUCCUUCCCCCAAGACCGGCCCAUCCCCAAGCUCCGCUGCCCAAAACAAAUCUCAAUCCGACCCAAAUCAAUCCCAGCCUCCCCUUCCUUCCUUCCCGUUCCCGGACCCCGCCGCUCUAGGCCCUCCACCUCCACCGGCAUACGGAUUCCACAUGCUUGAGCGACAGACAAUCGUUCUCUAUGAUGGCAGCGUCCGCUCCUACUUUGCUCUACCACCCGAUUACCAAGACUUUCCGACCCGACCCUUAAUGGGACCUCGCGACUUCGAUAGCCCACCGUUGGGCUUCCGCGAUAAUCGUGAUUAUUGGAAUGGCCCGGGGGACGGGCUUGGCCUUUUAAAGAGAAAGUACGGCGAAGAAGAAAAAGAUUUAAGAGAGGAGAAGAAGGAAGAGUUAGCAAAGCAAAGGUUCGGGCUUGCGAAUGCGAAGGUUUACACUUUGGGACCAGGCCGGCCGGACCGCCUUGCUGGAACGAAUAACCCAUUUCAAAAUGACGAAAUGAGGGCGGCCAAGUAUAUGAGAGUUGGUGGGGGAUUUGAAAAUAAUAAUUUGGGGUUUAAUAAUAAGCAUUUGGAAGUGGAUCAAACCGCGCUAAAGAAGGCGUUUUUGCACUUUGUGAAGGCUGUUUUUGAGAAUGCAACGCAGAAAACGAAUUACUUGGAGGAUGGGAAACAAGGGCGGCUUCAAUGCUUGGCUUGUGGCAGGCAUGUAUACAGAGCAUGCAGGAUUUUCCUUUGUGUUUGCUGCCAUGCUUUAAGGUCCUCUAAAGACUUCCCUGAUAUGCAUGGUCUGAUAACGCACACGUACUACUCAGAUAAUGCUGACUUGCGUGUGGAUCACUUAGGCCUACACAAGGCUCUCUGCGUAUUAAUGGGAUGGAACUACUCGAAGCCUCCUGAUAAUUCAAAGGCCUAUCAGUUCUUACCUGCAAAUGAAGCAGCCUCAAACCAAGAGGAUAUGAUUAUGUGGCCUCCUGUGGUGAUAGUACAUAAUACAAUUACGGGAAAGGGCAAAGAUGGACGCAUGGAAGGUUUGGGAAACAAGGCAAUGGAUAGCAAACUAAGAGAUCUUGGAUUUGGAAGUGGCAAGUCAAAGGCCAUGUAUGGUAGAGAAGGUCAUCUGGGUAUUACAGUGGUCAAGUUUGCCGGUGAUCAGACAGGCCUGAAGGAUGCUGUCAGGCUUGCUGAAUACUUUGAAAAGGAAAACCGUGGCCGCAAGGGAUGGUCCCAUGUACAGCCCUUGAUUUUAGGCAAGGAUGAUGAAAGAAAUCCGAGUCUUGUGAAGGUGGAUGAGAGGACUGGAGAAAAAAAGAGAAUCUUUUAUGGCUAUCUCGGAACGGUUGCUGAUUUAGACAAGGUUGAUUUUGACAUGAGGAAGAGGGUUGUGAUUGAGAGUCGGAGAGAGCAUAAAGGACCAAGUUAAUAGCUUCUGGCUAACAUUGCAAAGUACUAUAAUAUAUUAAUUUAUAGUCAUUUAAUCUUGUGAAUAUCUGGCCCAUAGAUAUAGCCACUUCAUGUUGUCGGAAAAUGAGUUUCAGGGUCGUGUUGUUUGAUUGAGGUGUUUAGCUGGCUGCCCUCUGCUUGUCGAAAAUGUAACAAGAUUGCUAAUGCUUAGAAUUUUUAGAAUCUUGUCACAUUGUUAGUUUAUUCAUCUCCAAAGAAAUGGCAGCUUUUUAAACAAGGUUUUUGAUCUUGCAGACAUGGACUGUAAAUUAGCAAGGUUGGAGAGAAAAUUAUCUUCUUUGCAUAUAUAAUAGUUAGACUUGCCAAUUUGUACUUUUUUAUUAUAUUUAUUUUAUGUAAAAAAAACGUAGUGAACAAAUUCGAUUGGUUUAGUUAUUGUCCUGAUAUUCCGAAUUAGUUGUACGGUUUUGCUAAUACUAGGAACCCAACAUUAGAGUUGUUUUCUCCAUUGGAAAAGAAAAAGGCAGCCCUAAAGACAACAAUGACAGGGUUAGCUUUACCACCACAUGGCAUUAAUGGUGUUCAUUGUGUCCCUUUUUUAUUUAUAUCCACCAUGGCCUCUCGUUCUGCCUGAUUCAAUUAAGGGAACAAUAAUGCAAACAAGUCAGAAGUUUUCUCUUUACUGUUGGUUUUUCUUUAAAUAAUAAAAGGGUUUGGAACAGGGCUAUCGGUGUGAUGAUUUGAUUAAUCACUUUCUCAGGAUUCAUUGCCAAGACGCUUUAGGCUGAUUGCUUGCUUGUUUGUACAUGAUGCACGCAUCGAUUAUCGGAUCCUUAACGUAAAGAAGUUGAUAACUCAGGAUAUUAUUUUUUGAAUGUUUUAUUCCUUGUAAUGAUUAU